Messenger RNA from Bipolaris oryzae ATCC 44560, 1104 nucleotides. RefSeq lists its product as uncharacterized. Lineage: Eukaryota; Fungi; Ascomycota; Dothideomycetes; Pleosporales; Pleosporaceae. The record is from RefSeq and is a predicted model, not a curated record. Bases 1 to 1104 code for a protein of 367 amino acids. The transcript is spliced from 3 exons.
AUGGGUUCUUUCCUCUCAUCCGAAGCCCCCCCUCCCCGUUCAGCCAAAAACUACAUCCUUUCCUUUCCAGAGGAGGACUUCCCCGAAGAAGCAAGCAUAACCCCUGAGGAUGUACAAGACUGGUAUUCCCACUUCUUCGAAACCUUGUUCUGCAUCCCCCACAAGAACGGCCAAAGCAUACUUAUUCUGGAAGCGCCCAAUGAUUUUAUCGAGGACUCGCGAGCAAGGCCCGGUUGGGCGCGCAAACGCCUAAGGGGAGCGUAUGAAAUUCUUGGAGAGGGACACCCCAGGAUCGUCCGCUAUCUUGGGCCAUCGGAAAGCGACAUUGGCGUCAUUGUCGAGAGGCUCGAGCCUGGGCCUAUUGACUGGACCUCGCUUCCAGCACUGACUGUGCCUCUCCCGCAAGACUUGUCAGAAAACGAUCGCUUGCUGCUGAGCCUGUAUUACCGAUGGGCAUUGCAGACGCUCUCAGCGUUGCAAUUCGCCCACUCGCGAUCCGUCUUCAUUCGAAAUUUUUGCUCGGAGCUUGUGUGGCUACGGUCGGAUUUCUCGCUCGCAAUCACGGGUUUCCUUGCUGCCUCGGCACCGCAGAUUGAGGAGGAAAACAGGCAGGAUGGUAUUGCUUACGCGAGGGAGCGCCUGGAGGAUCCUGAGCACCCGAACCCGAUCGAGCUAGAAGAGUUUGAUCGUAAGGUUAGGGAGGAAGGGUAUGCACCGUGGCCGUUCAGUGAGGGCGAGUGGGUUAUAGAUGGGAGUGUGGGCGAUGCUAUCUACGAAGGAGAAGAGGAGCAUGGGAGCGUGAAAGAAGACUUGUACUAUUGGGCUAUUUUCGUCAAAUACCUCGUCAACAACGUCUUCGCAGAUGCAUCAGCGUUGCAAGAUGAGGCGCCCGAGGAAAUUGAAGAUGCACGCCUGGGCACCAUUAUCGCCAAUGCUGAGAGCGGUCGCUAUAGGGACGCUGCUGAGGUUAUGAAAGACGUCAAAGCCGUUGCUGCAAAGAUGGGAAUCAAGACUGUGGGUGAUGACGAGGUCGAUAUUGAUGGUGAGUGGGAAGAUGUCUUUGAGGUUUGUGAUAGGCAAUUGCGUUUCCGCGGGGAGGAAUGA